CAGUAUCUGUCCAAAGAUCACUUUAGUUCCACCUUGCUUGACAAGCAGCACAACCACACUGGUUGAUCAGAAUGUAUCUGAUGAAGAGGCUCAGGGAAUAAAUGGAAAAACGCCAGCAAAACACUCAGCUGCAAGUCCAAAGCCACAAGUGCCUCCAAAGCCAUUACAUCUGCAGAAUUCACCUUCGUCCAAUAGACACCAAACCCCCAGGCAUAAAGCUUUAUCUAGUACAAAACCAAGGAUGGAGGAAGUUAAACCUGCCUCUGCUUCUUGUGUCUCAAAAGAAAAACCCAGUAAGGUUUCAGAUCUCAUCAGUCGCUUUGAAGGAGGCAGCACAUUAUCAAGUUACAGUGAUUUGAAGAAAGAAGCUCCUGUGAGCCUCAGUACUCCUAAAACCCCAACCAAGUAUGGAUUGACAACCACACCUCAGCAAAAACUCCUCUCCCAGGAGCCACCACAGAAGCAGGAGGAUGACACAGAUCAAACUCAGGGUGUACAGACUUGUGUGGCCAAUGGUGUGAUGGCAACACAGAACCAGAUGGAAUGUGAGGAGGAGAAGGUGAUCCCUCUUAGCCCAGAUACUUCUAUUCAAACCUCUGAACCUUUGCUUGAUAGUAACUUGGUAAAUGGAGAACGAGAUGAAACUGCCACAGGCCCUGCAUCACCCACCACAAGUAACGGUGAUGGAAAUGCCUCUGACAGUAACUGCAGGACUCCUGGUAUAGACCCUAUGUUCACUCUGGAAGGAGAGACAGAAACAGAAGCCAAGGUCCAAGAGAGCGAAAAUGGAGAAUGCCCGCUGGACCUGGAACAGAUGGAUCAGAAUCAUGAGCUGAAGGAGAGUAAUGAGCAAAAACUUCACAAGAUAGCCAAUGAACUUUUGCUUACAGAAAGAGCUUAUGUCAGCCGACUUGACCUAUUAGAUCAGGUAUUUUAUUGCAAAUUAUUGGAAGAAGCAAACCGAGGCUCAUUUCCAGCAGAGAUGGUGAAUAAAAUCUUUUCUAAUAUUUCAUCAAUAAAUGCCUUCCAUAGUAAAUUCCUAUUGCCAGAACUGGAGAAACGAAUGCAAGAAUGGGAAACUACUCCACGAAUUGGUGACAUCCUUCAGAAAUUGGCGCCUUUUCUUAAGAUGUAUGGAGAGUAUGUGAAGGGAUUUGAUAAUGCAAUGGAAUUGGUUAAAAACAUGACAGAGCGCAUCCCCCAGUUCAAAUCAGUGGUGGAAGAAAUUCAGAAACAGAAGAUCUGUGGGAAUUUGACUCUGCAGCAUCACAUGCUAGAGCCUGUUCAGCGGAUACCGCGGUAUGAGCUGCUCCUCAAAGACUACCUGAGAAAAUUGCCGCCUGAUUCCCCAGACUGGAAUGAUGCUAAAAAAUCACUUGAAAUUAUAUCUACCGCAGCAAGCCAUUCUAAUAGUGCAAUAAGAAAAAUGGAGAAAUUAAAGAAACUCCUAGAGAUUUAUGAAAUGUUGGGAGAAGAAGAAGAUAUUGUCAAUCCUUCCAAUGAACUAAUAAAAGAAGGACAGAUUCUCAAACUAGCUGCUCGGAACACAUCAGCACAAGAACGCUAUCUUUUCUUAUUCAACAACAUGUUACUGUACUGUGUGCCCAGAUUCAGUUUGGUGGGUUCUAAAUUCACAGUUCGUACUAGGGUUGGCAUUGAUGGAAUGAAGAUUGUAGAGACUCACAAUGAAGAAUACCCACAUACUUUCCAGGUGUCUGGGAAAGAGAGAACCCUGGAACUGCAGGCCAGUUCUGAACAAGACAAAGAAGAGUGGAUCAAGGCCCUUCAAGAGACUAUUGAUGCUUUCCAUCAAAGGAAUGAAACCUUCAGAAAUGCAAUCGCAAAGGAUAAUGACAUUCACUCGGAGGUUUCUACUGCUGAGCUAGGGAAAAGAGCCCCAAGAUGGAUUCGAGAUAAUGAAGUAACAAUGUGUAUGAAAUGCAAAGAAUCCUUCAAUGCUCUGACCAGGAGAAGACAUCAUUGUCGAGCGUGUGGACAUGUGGUUUGUUGGAAGUGUUCCGAUUACAAAGCUCAACUUGAGUAUGAUGGUGGUAAACUGAGCAAAGUUUGUAAAGACUGCUAUCAUAUAAUAAGUGGAUUUGCGGACAGUGAAGAAAAGAAAAGGAAAGGAAUUUUAGAGAUUGAAUCAGCAGAAGUGUCUGGAAACAGUGUGGUAUGCAGUUUUCUGCAGUACAUGGAGAAGUCAAAACCUUGGCAGAAAGCAUGGUGUGUGAUCCCCAAGCAAGACCCUCUUGUGUUGUACAUGUACGGGGCCCCACAGGACGUCAGAGCCCAGGCCACCAUUCCACUUCUGGGCUACAUAGUGGAUGACAUGCCAAGGAGUGCAGACUUGCCGCACAGUUUCAAACUGACCCAGUCCAAGUCUGUGCACAGCUUUGCUGCAGACAAUGAGGAACUGAAACAGAAGUGGCUGAAAGUCAUUCUCUUAGCUGUCACAGGUGAGACGCCAGACGGCCCAAAUGAGCCUCCAGCCACCUUGGACGAUCAUGCUGAACCUAAGAAAAAAUCAGAAUGCUGAACUCCAGGACCAACCACAGUGUGGGGGGAGUCACAAGAUUGAUUGCUCAAGACAUUCCCAUUCUCCUUAUUCAUCUCUUAGCACUUUAUGUUGAAAAAUACAGGCUCAUAAAUGCAUCGUUUGGGGACAGUUUUCCUAUAUUUAUGUACUAUUCAUGAAAUUCAUGUGCAGAGCCAUUCCAGUGAUGAAGUUUUGAAAUAAUGUG
Molecule: messenger RNA, 2744 nt
Organism: Elephantulus edwardii (Cape elephant shrew)
Lineage: Eukaryota; Metazoa; Chordata; Mammalia; Macroscelidea; Macroscelididae
Gene: FGD4
Product: FYVE, RhoGEF and PH domain containing 4
Exons: 16
Coding region: 242-2539 (765 amino acids)
Biological process (GO): filopodium assembly; cytoskeleton organization
Cellular component (GO): cytoplasm
Molecular function (GO): metal ion binding; guanyl-nucleotide exchange factor activity
Source: RefSeq, a predicted model, not a curated record